Messenger RNA from Oryza brachyantha (malo sina), 1849 nucleotides. RefSeq lists its product as uncharacterized. The coding region runs from base 397 to 1590 and encodes 397 amino acids. NCBI's taxonomy places the organism in Eukaryota, Viridiplantae, Streptophyta, Magnoliopsida, Poales, Poaceae. The transcript has 2 exons. The record is from RefSeq and is a predicted model, not a curated record.
UCUCUCUCCCUCUCUCUCCUCCCCCUCUCGCUCUCCCCUCCCUCUUCGUUCCCCACCCCGGCUUCGCCUCCGCCGCCAGCGCCUCCGCCCCCAUUCCCGCAUCGCCCCCGCCGCGGCCGGAUCCCGCCGCGGCUCGCCGCGCGGCCCCACGCUCGAGCCCUGAACCGCCCGGAUCCCGUCGCGGGUGGGCGUGUGUGUACCACCGCCGGCGGGUGCCCGUCGCCCGGGGGGAGCUCCCCACCAGGGCGCUCCCCGCGCUGUCUCCCCGUCCUUCCGCCGAGCGCUGUAGAAGCUGGACACAUUUGGAACUUAGACGGCAGCUGAGUCUAUGGUAUUUGAGGGCCAUUGUGCUAUCGAUGCGAGUGGAGAGCAUGCGUGGCAGCUGUGCUUCGGGUGAUGCCCCUGACCAGAGAAGCUGCCGAUGCAUUCGGUGUGGCAACAAUUACACUGUUUGCAAUCUUCGCUCUUCUGGGCCUCUUCUGCAUUUUCCAGUCAAUCUAUUUCCGGUUUCGGAUUCGGAGAGGGGCCUUUAUUCCACUUGGAUACUUUAACGGCCCUUGGGUGACUCGCAUUGUUUUGAUUCUGGUCACCAUUUGGUGGGGAGUAGGGGAGAUUGUCAGAUUGAGCUUCUUGAAGAGAAAGUUGUUCUCCAGCAUACUAUUGCAGAAGGGUGUAUGUGACGCGUACAUCCUUUCCAAUCUAGGGUUUGCGGAGCCAAGCAUCUUCUUUGCGUUUGCGUUCCUUCUUCAUGGCUCAUUACAGAAGAGGGAGUUGGGCACUUUGAACCAAAGAUGGAAUUGGAAGACCAUAGGCUACAUGUUGGUUUUCUGUGUUCCGGUAUUCUUCGUGCAAGCUCUUCUCGUGUUUAUUGGGCCUAAAUUUGUUAAGGAGGAGAAUGAUACACAUGGAAGGAGAAAGAUCGCAAAAUACUUCAUUCGGACAUCCAUGCCGGUUGGGGAUACAAAUAUUUGCACCUACCCAUUGUUUGGCACCAUUUUCCUGGGACUUAUAGAUGCCAUCCUGAUGAGCUAUGUUUCCUAUGUUGGAUCUCGGGUUUUGUCCUUGGUCAUCAACAAGGCACUGCGAAGGAGGGUUUCCUUGCUGAUGUUAUCGGUGCUUUUCUUCCUCCCUAUCAGGGUGCUUCUGCUUGGGUUUUCUGUCCUGCCCCAUCCAGGAGAUGUAGCAUUUGAAGUGAUCAUCUUCUUGUCAUUCCUGAUGAUGAUAUCCUGCACAACCGUUGGGGUACUCUUGCUGGUGUACUAUCCUGUGGCAGAUUCAUUGGCUCUCCGAGAGAUAGGUCACAGGGAAAUAGCAGAGAUGGUUCCUUAUGAUGAUUACUAUUAUGAAGGUGCAUCGCUUGUAGCCAAUCAGAGCUUCCGAGAAAUUGAACGGAAUUCAGAUACUUCAACGAAACGUGGUUCUAUAUCCUUCCGCACUAUGAUCAGGGAAGACCAACUUCAACAGGAUGGUGUUGAUGAAAUCGGACUCUCCUCUCGCAGUGGUGCUCAUAUUGGAUCACCCUCACCUUCAGGUUCAUCCCCAAGCGCUGCAAUGCCCAUGCUACCUCUCAAGGAAGUACCUAGAUACUAAGAAAUAUUCACCUGUUCCUUUUGCCCUUCUACUAUGUUUCCCCUUUUCUCUCUUCCUCUUUCUUCCUCUUACUACCUUAAUGAUAACAGUUUUGUGGCAAUCAAAGGUUUUUGUAAAGUUUCCAAGUAGCUUGACUCAUCAUUAGUUUAGUACUCAAAUCUCAUUUAUCAAAGUGGCAUGUAGCUGGAUGUUGCAAACGCUGAGGAGCUGUGCAUCUGGCAUUGGCUGGAAAGGCUGAGUUGGAAUUCACUUUUGGUUG